This is a messenger RNA of Syzygium oleosum, 704 nucleotides long. RefSeq names its product umecyanin-like. The coding region runs from base 120 to 650 and encodes 176 amino acids. NCBI's taxonomy places the organism in Eukaryota, Viridiplantae, Streptophyta, Magnoliopsida, Myrtales, Myrtaceae. The transcript is spliced from 2 exons. The record is from RefSeq and is a predicted model, not a curated record. Gene Ontology annotation, molecular function: electron transfer activity. Gene Ontology annotation, cellular component: plasma membrane.
CCUGCCUGUUACCUGUAUGAAACUCAGGAAUCAAGUCAUACCUUUGACAAAACAAGGAGCGCAGAGACUUUUUGGGGAGCGACCUGGGGCUACAAAUCGUAACACAAGCCGAGCCCACGAUGGCCAGCGCGAAAAUCACAGCCUGCAUGCUCGCGGUCGUGGUUACGUUUUUAUCGGGCGCCGAGGCGACGAAUUACACGGUGGGCGGUUCUGGGGGAUGGAAGAUCCCUUCUAGCGCCAGCGCAUAUUCCGACUGGGCUAGCCAACACGCGUUCGAGGCCGGCGACGUUCUGGUGUUCGAUUUCGACUCGAGCACGAACAACGUCGCGGACGUGACGAAGGAGGACUACGACGCCUGCAACGCCGACUCUCCAUUCACUGUCCUAUCCACUUCUCCGGCCUAUUACUCCCUUGAUACCGCCGGCGACUAUUACUUCCUCUGCACUGCUACAGGCCAUUGUUCCCAGGGUCAGAAGUUGGCCAUCGCCGUCGCUGAGGCUCCGAGCGGCCCGACCUCCAGCCCGCCGGGAUCCCUGCCGCCGCCAUCCCCCACCACAGGCGCAACCGCAUCUCCAACAAGUGUUGGCUCGCCUCUUGGUGUUGCGAGACUAGUCCUGUUCAUGUCCAUUUUCCUGGGCUUAUUGUGUUAGUUCGUACAAGAGGGGGCAUCAUUGCUUCUCCUAGAUAGAGGUGGAAAUGUUGGU